Messenger RNA from Vavraia culicis subsp. floridensis, 2277 nucleotides. RefSeq lists its product as uncharacterized. The record is from RefSeq and is a predicted model, not a curated record. Gene Ontology annotation, cellular component: cytosol. The transcript has a single exon. Bases 1 to 2277 code for a protein of 758 amino acids. Lineage: Eukaryota; Fungi; Microsporidia; Pleistophoridae. Gene Ontology annotation, molecular function: ATP hydrolysis activity; ATP binding; ATP-dependent protein folding chaperone. Gene Ontology annotation, biological process: response to heat; DNA damage response; protein folding.
AUGUUUCUAUACCUCAUAUCCGCUCUGUGCAACAUGACAAUGCACGAGAUAGCGAUUGAUGAUGAAAUGAUGCCCAACAUAACACGAAAGCUGAUAAACGAUCCGAACGCGUUUCUUCGCGAGCUUGUGAGCAACUCGAUGGAUGCCAACAAAAAAUUGGUGAUCGCAACAAAGCAGAGCGACAUCGACACAAACAAGGACAUCAUGCUUACGUUGAAGGACAACGUUUUUACGAUCGGUGAUAACGGCAUAGGCAUGAACAAGAUGGAACUCAUCAACUACAUUGGUACGAUGGGUGGAUCGGGCACACGUGCCAUGGGAGACUCUAAAAACUUUACAGGAAGAUUUGGUGUAGGUUUUUACAGCGUUUUUGUCGUGGCAGAUGAGGUGCGGUUGAUCACCAAGAAGUACGGCGAGGGCGAGACUUACGAGCUCGUGUUGAAGAACGGCCAGAAGACUUACACGAUUGAUACGGUCGCUGACAGGGGCGAGUGCGGUACAACGGUCCAGCUGAAGCUGAGCGAAGCAUUCUCCAGCGGAUUGGACGAGGAAGACCUGAAGAAGUGGAUGAAAGAUAAUUUGUUGGAGGAUCCUCUGAGAAAUUACACGAUCCGAAUGCAAACGGACCGGAUUAAAGAAAAGAAGGAGGAUAAAUCCGAUGAGAAGAAGGUCGAGGAAACGACUACCGAGGGCGAAAAGAUUGAGAAAGAGGUUGAUGAGUAUAAGAAAGUGGAUCUGUUCCCAUGGAUUGCUGCAGUAGACGAAAAGAAAUUAGAAGAUUACUAUAAGGGCAUCGAUGGGCCGGGCAAGAUCCUAGCAAGUGACAAGAUGCGUGUUACGGUAGCUCAGAAAGACAUGGAUGGCAAGUACCGGGACGUGAGCUUUGAGCUGCUUGUGGUAAUUCCAGAGUUCUUGGACCUGCGAGUGCUGGGAAUGGAGACUAAGGGCAAGCACUGCUUGUUUGUCAACAAUCAACGCAUUGAACUUGAGCCUGUCCCUGCGUUUCUCGGUCCGAUCACGUUUAUUUUGAAGAGCAGCGAAGCAUACCUGGUCAGCACCAGAGAAAAGCUGCUGAACAGCAAAGACACCUGCACAGCGCUGUACAACUCGGUGCAAAAGAAGGUGUUGCAGCUGAUGAAGGCCGAAAUGAAGAAAGAUUUGAAGAAAGUGAUGAAAGUUUACGAUUACUACAUCAAAACGGGAUAUGUUGAGUCUAAGAAAGACAAUAAAAGCAGCCUUGCCGAGGCAUUCGCAGCAGUGAUGCCGUUCAACACCUCCGAGGGACAGGUCACCCUGCGAGACUUUGUCGGCAAGUUGGGCGCGGAUGAGGAGAUUUUGUACGCAAGCAUCGGUCACGGCACGCUGGAUCUGCCAGAAGGUGUGCACAAUCCGUUGUUUGACGGCAUUAAAUCGCCAUUUAUCCUUGUAAGUGGGUUGCUUGAUGAGCAGGUGGUGUCCAUGUUGGAGUACAAAGGCAAGAAAAUGAUAAACAUUGUGAACAAAGAGUUCAAGAACAAGGAGGCAGAGAAGGACGAUGCGUUCGUAUCGUUCUGCAAGCGAGAGUUGAAGGGCGUUGUGGAUGACGUUGUGAUGAGCGUACGGCUUGUAAACGCACCAUUUUUCCUGAAGGCAAAAAAUGCGCAAUUUUCACAGGCACACAAGCAGGUAAUUGGCGAGUAUACGAUCAAAAACUCAGCAUUUAAGAAAACGAUUGAGACCGACAUUUUGCUUGAAGUAAAUGUCGAUUCGCCCGAGGUGAAGAAGAUUAAGGAGCUUAUAAAUGAGGAUUAUGACAGGGCUGUGGCAGCACUUCGUUCCGGUGUUAUUGCUGCUGGUAUAAUCUGCAACAUGGUGUACAACGACACGACAGUUGCCUUCCUCAACAUGGUCAAUGUGCAGAGGAACCUUCUCGGACUUGAAAACGCGCCAAUCGUUGUCAAGGAAGAUGAAUUUGAUGUGGACAAGGAGAAAAAUAAGGUUAAGAAAGAUUUGGAUGACAUAAAAGAGAGUGUUAGGGGACAAAAUGAGGACGGAGAGGAUGAUGUUAAUUUUGGACGAAUUGGCGAUGACGAGAGCGCCGAUGAAACGGAUGAGCGAAUCAAAAAGGAUGGGAAAGAUAUCAAGACGGGAGAUGAGGUUGAUGAAGUGAACGACCAGAAAGAUGAAGCAGAAAUGCAAUAUUCUACCACUGAGGAUGAGACCAAGGACACUAAGUUUGAGGUCGGAAACGAAAAAGUCAAGGAAAAGCCUGCAUCUGCUGUCAGAGAGGAGUUGUGA